Messenger RNA from Alternaria ventricosa, 342 nucleotides. RefSeq lists its product as uncharacterized. The transcript has 2 exons. NCBI's taxonomy places the organism in Eukaryota, Fungi, Ascomycota, Dothideomycetes, Pleosporales, Pleosporaceae. The record is from RefSeq and is a predicted model, not a curated record. Bases 1 to 342 code for a protein of 113 amino acids.
AUGUAUCCAAAAUCAGACGUCACAGUCGACGCCUCGAAGUUCGAUCGCAGCGGCAUCGACAAACAAACACUGGAGUUCAACGAGAAAUUGAUUAAGAUUUGGGCGGAUGGACCGAGGUGGUAUGAGGUCGGCGCAUCAUCCUACCGCCAGAUGCGCUGGGAAGGCAAAACCCCCCUCCCCAAACCCGUCGUCCUCCCCGAAGGCUACAACGGCACGCUCCCUUCCCGAGAUGCCGGAAGGGAGAUACCGUAUAGGGUUUUUAAACCGAGCAAUGGGGUGGUGAGCAGGGGGAUUCAUAUGCAUAUUCAUGGUGGGGGGUGGGUGUUGAUGAGUGAGGCUUAG